Orycteropus afer afer is the source of this 785-nucleotide messenger RNA. NCBI's taxonomy places the organism in Eukaryota, Metazoa, Chordata, Mammalia, Tubulidentata, Orycteropodidae. The record is from RefSeq and is a predicted model, not a curated record.
UCGGGUCGUGGGGCGGAGUGAAAAGCGGGCGGGCGGGAGGCGCCGGCGCCAGACGCGGAGGGAAGGAUCUACGAUUAGCCGCUGAGAGGCUACGGAGCCAGCCACGACCGAAUCAGUCGAGCUGCCGCCGCCGCCGCCGCGCCCCCAUGGCGGCCGCCAAGGAUUCGCACGAGGAUCGGGACGCCACCGAAAGUGUAGACGAAUCCAGCCAUGACCCCCAGUUUGAGCCGAUAGUUUCUCUCCCUGAACAAGAAAUUAAAACGCUGGAGGAAGACGAGGAGGAACUUUUUAAAAUGCGGGCAAAGUUGUACCGUUUUGCCUCAGAAAAUGACCUCCCGGAGUGGAAGGAGCGGGGCACCGGCGACGUGAAGCUCCUGAGGCACAAGGAGAAGGGCAGCAUCCGCCUGCUCAUGCGCAGGGACAAGACCCUGAAGAUCUGCGCUAACCACUACAUUACACCACUGAUGGAGCUAAAGCCAAACGCAGGCAGUGACCGAGCCUGGGUCUGGAACACCCAUGCCGACUUCGCUGACGAGUGCCCCAAGCCAGAGUUGCUCGCCAUUCGGUUCUUAAAUGCUGAAAAUGCACAGAAAUUCAAGACGAAGUUUGAAGAGUGCAGGAAAGAGAUUGAAGAGAGAGAAAAGAAAGGCUCGGGUAAAAAUGAUAAUGCUGAAAAAGUGGCCGAAAAGCUAGAAGCUCUUUCGGUGAAGGAGGAGACUGAGGAGGCGACUGGGACCAAGGUGUCUGAGGGCGAAGAGGCCGAGAAGAAUGAGGAGAAGCAAUAA